Molecule: messenger RNA, 2027 nt
Organism: Peromyscus eremicus (cactus mouse)
Lineage: Eukaryota; Metazoa; Chordata; Mammalia; Rodentia; Cricetidae
Gene: Gna15
Product: G protein subunit alpha 15
Exons: 7
Coding region: 245-1369 (374 amino acids)
Biological process (GO): phospholipase C-activating dopamine receptor signaling pathway; action potential; adenylate cyclase-modulating G protein-coupled receptor signaling pathway
Cellular component (GO): heterotrimeric G-protein complex
Molecular function (GO): guanyl nucleotide binding; GTPase activity; G-protein beta/gamma-subunit complex binding
Source: RefSeq, a predicted model, not a curated record
GCCUCUGCCACCGACCUGUCGGGCUGGCAGGGCCAGGUCUGGGCAGGUUGGAGGGGGCGGGAGCCGGCACCCAGAUCCCCGCCCUGCUCCCAGCACCCAGGCCUCUCACAGGCCUUGCCUGGGCUCCCGCAGGCCCUAGGCAGGGACAUCGGGGGACCCUGGAGUGACCCCCACAUCCACUCCACCGGCUGCGGCUGUGCAGGCCGAGGGGCGAUGUCACCUGGUGGCCUGUGAGGCGCCCACCAUGGCCCGGUCCCUGACCCGGGGCUGCUGUCCCUGGUGUCUGACAGACGAGGAGAAGACAGCGGCCAGAAUCGACCAGGAGAUCAACAAGAUUUUGUUGGAACAGAAGAAACAGGAGCGCGGGGAACUGAAACUCCUGCUGCUGGGACCCGGGGAGAGUGGAAAGAGCACAUUCAUCAAGCAGAUGCGCAUCAUCCAUGGCGCCGGCUACUCAGAGGACGACCGCAGGGCCUUCCGGCCACUCGUCUACCAGAACAUCUUCGUCUCCAUGCAGGCCAUGAUCGAUGCCAUGGACCGGCUGCAGAUCCCCUACAGCAGACCUGACAGCAAGAAGCAUGCCAGCCUGGUGAUGACCCAGGACCCCUAUAAAGUGACCGCGUUUGGGAAGCCAUAUGCAGUGGCCAUGCAGUACCUGUGGCGCGACGCGGGCAUCCGCGCCUGCUACGAGCGCAGGCGUGAAUUCCACCUGCUGGACUCGGCAGUGUACUACCUGUCACACCUGGAACGCAUCGCUGAGGAGGGCUACAUCCCCACAGCGCAGGACGUGCUGCGCAGUCGCAUGCCGACCACAGGCAUCAAUGAAUACUGCUUCUCCGUGCAGAAAACUAAGCUUCGCAUCGUGGAUGUUGGUGGCCAGAAGUCGGAGCGUAAGAAAUGGAUCCACUGCUUUGAGAAUGUCAUAGCCCUCAUCUACCUGGCCUCCCUGAGCGAGUAUGACCAAUGCUUGGAGGAGAAUGAUCAGGAGAACCGCAUGAAGGAGAGCCUAGCACUGUUCAGCACAAUCCUAGAGCUACCCUGGUUCAAGAGCACCUCGGUUAUCCUCUUCCUCAACAAGACAGACAUCCUGGAGGAGAAGAUCCACACCUCCCACCUGGCCACAUACUUCCCCAGCUUCCAGGGUCCCCGACGCGACGCAGAGGCCGCCAAGCGCUUCAUCAUGGACAUGUACGCGCGUGUGUACGCGGGCUGCGCGGAGCCCCACGAUGGCGGCAGGAAGGGGUCCCGCGCGCGCCGCCUCUUUGCACACUUCACCUGCGCCACGGACACGCACAGCGUCCGCAGUGUGUUCAAGGAUGUGCGGGACUCGGUGCUGGCUCGGUACCUAGACGAGAUCAACCUGCUGUGACGUGGCCCGCCCGGCCUCAGUUUACCCACGGGGCGGGGCCGGGACUCCACCCGGGACGUCCCUCGGGGCACCGUGGUGGCAAGGACAGGGCACUCCCUGGCGGACGCGCGGGAAUCUGCAGGGCGAGGGCUCCCCACGCUGGCCCAGGCCCGAGCGCGAUUCAUUCCCUUGCCCUCCUUCUAGUUACCAGAGAAAGGACAAGAGUCAGGCCUUUAACCCGGGCACUCGGGAGGCAGAGGCAGGAGGAUGUCUGCGAGUUCCAGGACAGCCAGGGCUACCUAGACCGGAUUGAACCAGUCUGGGGCCCUGUCCACAUCCUCCGUGCCAUCCUCACCCUGGAGCACGCGUGAAGGUGUCAUGGAGGGAGAGAGGAAGUUCUCUUGGUUGUCUGCCCACUCGUGGGCCUGAGGUAGAAGCCAGCCAAAGACGGUUUUGACAUGUCCACAGCCGUGAGGAGCCCUCUGUCCCCAGACUCCAGCCCACCACACUACUCAGCGUUGCCCCACACCGCUGUGCGCUUGGUUCCUCCACGGGCGGCGAGAUGGCUCCGCCUGUGAAGGCGCUUGCGGCCAAGCCUGACCGCCGGAGUUCGGUCCCCCGAUCGCGCGGUAGGAACAGUGCCUGAGUCUCAGAGUCGGAUCCCACAGGCGUGCAUGGU